This is a messenger RNA of Salpingoeca rosetta, 1359 nucleotides long. RefSeq lists its product as uncharacterized. NCBI's taxonomy places the organism in Eukaryota, Choanoflagellata, Craspedida, Salpingoecidae. The transcript is spliced from 2 exons. The coding region runs from base 1 to 1359 and encodes 452 amino acids. The record is from RefSeq and is a predicted model, not a curated record. Gene Ontology annotation, molecular function: glycosyltransferase activity.
AUGCACGGUGGCGUGCGGUUCUUCGUGUACCCGCUUCGCAACACGUCGAAGCUUGCCGCCAUCAAUGCGGAGAUCUUGGACCGCAACCGAGGGUGGGUGUACAACGAAUGGAACCAGCACAACCAGUACAUCCCCGAGCACGUGUUUCAUGAGAACUUGCUGCAUGCCGCACACAGCCCUCUCUUCACCACGGAUCCGGCAAAUGCCACCCAUUUUCUCCUCCCGUUCUAUGGGCGCAUUGGCAUGUACGAGGGCGACCUGCUGCCGCGGCUGCAGGACGCGCUGCUGUCUGAGCUGGCAUCGAGCCCGUGGUUUCAGCGGUCUCGCGGGAGCGACCAUAUCCUGGUGUGGUCGUCGCAGCGGCCACUUGAGCGGCUGCUGGGCCCCACGCUGCUGCGCCUCCUGCGCGCCAACAGCCGCGUGCGCUUCCUCGCUGUUGAGGACGACGACCCGCGGCCGGGCGUCCUCCGAUUCAUCCGCGGUCGCGACAUCAAGAUCCCGCCAUAUGUGCCGGCGGCCGUGGCCGCGCUGGCAGAAAACGUCACCCUGCAACAACAGCAACAACAACAACAAAAACAACAACAACAACAACAGCAGCAAACGUAUGAACAAGGGCAACAAGAGCAGCAGCAGCAACAACAGCAGUACAGCACCACGUGGGCCAUGAGCAACCCGCGAGUGAUCAGCAGGAAGGGGCAAGCACGGAGCGCUCAACACUCCAACCCCAACACCAGUAGCACCAGCAGCAGCAACACCCGUAGCAGCACGAACAGCAAUCGCAUGGGAAAUGGUGUGCGUGCACCGCAGACGUCAGCGCGUGCCCGAGACACGUUUCUCUUCUUCGCAGGGACGCUGUCCAACAACCGCGUGCGAACGGUGCUGAAGAAGGCGGUGGAGGGCCACCCGCACUGCGUGAUUCACGAUGCGCAGGUGAAGAUGAUGCAGGACAAGAAUCCCCGCUCCUCCCACUCACUGCUGGUGCGUCAGGUUGUGCGCGACACGCUUGCGGAGAUGGCCACGUCGGAGUUCUGCCUGUGCCCGCGUGGCCUCACAGCUGGCACGCGGCGCAUAUUCGAGGCUGUCCUCGUGGGCUGCAUCCCCGUGAUUGUGUCUGACGGGUACACGUGGCCCUUUCCGCACCUUGCGGCGGAACUGGACGCCGCGUCCGUGCGCGUGCCGGAGAAGGACGCUGCACGUGUUCUCGACAUUCUUGGGCACGUUUCGCGACGCGAGCGGGUGGCGAAGCGCGUGCGUCUUGCGCACCUCGCACACAACGUCACCUACCACUUGCCGGCCCCACAGCCUGGCGAUGCAUUCUACAACAUCAUUCGCGCAAUAGCGGACACGCAGCAGCACUGA